AUGCCGUUUGGGUUAACAAAUGCACCUGCGGCAUUCAUGGACUUAAUGAAUCGAGUUUGUGGACCGUAUUUGGACCAAUUUGUCAUAGUCUUUAUAGAUGACAUUUUGAUAUAUUCAAAAAGUAAGAAGGAGCAUGAGCAACACUUAAGGAUGAUUCUUGAAUUACUAGCAAAAGAGCAAUUGUAUGCCAAGUUCUCAAAAUGUGAGUUUUGGUUGCAUGAAGUACAAUUCCUUGGUCAUGUAGUCAACACGGAAAGGAUCAAGGUGGAUCCGGCUAAGAUAGAUGCAGUUAUGAACUGGGAAUCACCAAAGUCAGUAUCGGAGAUCCGAAGUUUUCUAGGCCUAGCGGAGUAUUACCGAAGAUUCAUCCAAAAUUUCUCCAAGAUAGCAACCCCUUUGACAACACUGACAAAGAAGUCGGUUAAGUUUGAUUGGGGAACGAAACAAGAAGAAGCAUUUCAGACACUUAAGGAGAGACUAAGCACUGCACCGGUUUUAUCACUACCGGAAGGAAUAGAAGAUUUUGUCGUUUAUAGCAAUGUAGUUGCCGAUGCACUUAGUAGGAAGGAGAGAAACGGACCAAUCAGGGUUCGAGCCAUGUGGAUGAGUGUUAAAGUGGAGUUGCUAGACCGAAUUCGGGAUGUCCAGAAGGAAGCUUUACUCGAAACGAAUAUUAAAAACGAGUGA
Molecule: messenger RNA, 687 nt
Organism: Cynara cardunculus var. scolymus (artichoke)
Lineage: Eukaryota; Viridiplantae; Streptophyta; Magnoliopsida; Asterales; Asteraceae
Exons: 2
Coding region: 1-687 (228 amino acids)
Source: RefSeq, a predicted model, not a curated record